This is a messenger RNA of Melopsittacus undulatus (budgerigar), 1322 nucleotides long. It is a transcript of the gene BPNT1, whose product is annotated as 3'(2'), 5'-bisphosphate nucleotidase 1. The transcript is spliced from 9 exons. The record is from RefSeq and is a predicted model, not a curated record. NCBI's taxonomy places the organism in Eukaryota, Metazoa, Chordata, Aves, Psittaciformes, Psittaculidae. Gene Ontology annotation, molecular function: 3'(2'),5'-bisphosphate nucleotidase activity. Gene Ontology annotation, biological process: phosphatidylinositol phosphate biosynthetic process. The coding region runs from base 368 to 1291 and encodes 307 amino acids.
GGGCCGCGGUAAAGGACAUGCCACGGAGCAACGCGUUUUCCUCCAGGCCUCGGAGGGCGGACGAGAGCACGGGACAAGGCGUCAGCCCUCCGCGGAGCCGGGAGGAGCUGGGGUGCUUCGGGCUUGGGUUGUAAACACGCCUCCGUGACGCGAUCGGGGCGAGCUCUGCCUGAAGCGGGCGGCGCCUGUGAGGGGAGAGGAGCGCUGGAGGCUGUGGGAGAUCCCGGCUGCUGCCGUGGCGGGGCCUGGACUCCUGAUCCCUCAGGGCAAAGGACUCACAAGAAGGGCUCCCGGACACUGCUGGUGAGCGAAGGGGUGCUGGGGACUCCGCCGAGACCGAGGGCAGCACGGCCGGGACGCUUUCAUUAUGGCUUCUCCAGCUCUGCUCAUGCGUGUGGUCGCCUCUGCAUAUUCUGCUGCAGAAAAAGCUGCAACAAUUGUUAGAAAUGUAAUGGCUGCAGGAGAUCUGGGCAUAGUGGAGAAGACUGGAGCCAAUGACUUGCAGACCAAAGCUGACCGACUGGUACAAAUGAGCAUUUGUGCUUCGCUGGCACAGAAGUUUCCCAAGGUGACAAUCAUAGGAGAAGAAGAGCUGCCCAAUGAUGAGGUAACUGAGGAACUAAUUGAAGAUGGUCACUGUGAAGAAAUCCUGAAGAAAACUUGUCCUGCUCAGUACACAGGAAUUAAAGAGGAAGAGCUUGUAAUAUGGGUUGAUCCCUUGGACGGAACCAAGGAGUACACUGAAGGUCUCCUUGACCACGUAACGGUUCUUAUUGGAAUUGCUUAUGGAGGCAAAGCAAUAGCAGGAGUUAUUAACCAGCCCUAUUACAACUAUGAGGCAGGACCUGAUGCUGUGCUGGGACGGACAAUCUGGGGAGUCGUAGGCAUAGGUGCCUUUGGAUUUCAGCUCACAGAAGCACCUGCUGGGAAACACAUCAUUGUUACCACCCGUUCUCACAGCAGUGCCCUGGUAAAUGAAUGUAUCAGUGCUUUGAAUCCAGACAGUGUCAUCAGAGUUGGAGGAGCAGGAAACAAGGUCAUUCAGCUUAUAGAAGGCAAGGCAUCUGCAUAUGUAUUUGCCAGUCCUGGGUGCAAGAAAUGGGAUACAUGUGCACCGGAAGCUAUUCUACAUGCUGUGGGAGGCAAGAUAACUGAUAUCCAUGGAAAUUCGUUUCAGUACAACAAGGAAGUGAAACACAUGAAUUCUGCUGGGGUCCUUGCUGCUUUGAGAAAUUAUGACUAUUAUGCCAGUCGUAUUCCUAACACUGUUAAACAAUCUCUUGUGCCUUGAAGCAAUAAAGCAUCUUCAUUUGGCCUGGCAA